AUGCAGGGCCACCGACCGGUAGUCCUCGGUGUCUCGGUCACCUUCUUCGUCGUCGCUAGCAUCUUCGUCGCCCUCAGAUUCGUGUCGCGAAUAUUCGUGGUGAGGCGGGUCGCGUUGCACGACUAUUUGAUGUUGGUCGCAUGGGUGAUUGAUUUUGGCUUUUCGUUCUCGUUGUUCUAUGCGACAGAUAAAGGCCUCGGGCUACAUGUGCGCGAUAUUCUCCCCGAGAAUCAGGAUGCCCUCAAUAAAGCCAACUAUGCCUUCACGGUUCUUUAUAACCCCGCGCUCAUGACUGUCAAAACUUCGAUUCUUGUCUUCUACUUGACUUUGACGCGCAACCAGAAAAUCUACCGAUGGGCCAACUAUGUCACGCUGGUAGUGGUGAAUGCCGCGGGCCUGGCCUUGACUCUGGUAAAUGUGUUUCAAUGCCGGCCCGUGGGUGCUGCAUUCCGUUCCUCCAUUCCGUCGUACGCGCGUUGUACCGACAUCCUCACGUUGUAUCUCUCGUCUGCGCCGGUGAACAUCAUUACCGAUCUGGCUAUACUGUUCCUCCCCAUGCCGCUCUUGACGAAGAUGCGCCUUCCAGUCAGACAAAAGGCGAUCUUGGUCAUCACCUUCGGCUUCGGUUUUUUCGUGGCGGUCGUCGACGUGAUUCGCAUUGCUUUCAUCCAACGGGCGGCAACUUCUCGGUAUGCCUCGCUAUCGUUUAUGUGGUCCGUUGUCGAAGUCAACGUCUCGGUGAUUUGUGGAUGUGUCCCGAGUCUCAAGCCCCUAGUGGCUCGACUCAUCCCGAAAUUGAUCAAAGACGCGGAUGAUUCGUUGAGUCGCAGCCCCAAUGUUCACUACGGGGCAGGCGAGAGCCCCGUCGCAAUGCCUCCGGCGGCCGUGGUACCAGAAGCUGGUGGUCCAGCGCCCUCAUCUUCACCUUCCGCAGGCAAUCAAUUCAAGCCAUCGCAGAACGGCAACGAUAGCCUUUCAACCCGCCGGAGCUCAAAACCAAUGGGAAUGCUGGAUUUUCUGGGCCAUCCCGAAACAGGACCCCACGACGCCGAGGCCAACACUGUUCAAACCAGCGCAUCCUAUCCACCGGAUAUCACCUUCUUCGAUUUUGUCAAUAUGAAAAAGCCCGAGAGUAUGCUCAAGCUGAACAACCGAGAAUCCAUAGCGCCCAUAGCAUUGACAACACUGCUGUUUUUCCUGUGGGGAUUCGCCUACGGUUUGCUCGAUAUCCUGAACGUCCAAUUUCAGAAGAUCGUCCAACUCGACUCGUGGCACUCCUUCGGGCUACAUGGCGCCUACUUUGGUGGCUAUGCCGUAGGUCCGCUGCUUGUCGGUCGGCCCGUCUUGAAAAUCUGGGGCUUCAAGUCCACCUUCAUUACUGGCCUAUGCAUCUACGCUUGCGGCUCUCUGAUCUUCUGGCCCUCUGCGGUCCUCACAUCGCCAGCGGCGUUUAUUGUUUCGAACUUUAUUGUUGGGUUCGGCCUUGCGAUCCUGGAGGCGGCAGCAAAUCCGUUUAUUGCGCUGUGUGGGCCACUUGAAAAUUCAGAGAUCCGUCUGAAUAUUUCCCAAGGCGUGCAAGCUGUUGGGAGCGUCGCUUCACCGUUGCUGGCCAAGAAAGUUCUUUUCAAGAGUGUCCAGGAUGUCGCUUCGCUGGUCGAUGUGCAAUGGACGUAUCUUGGCAUCGCUCUCUUUGAUGUCCUGCUGGCGGUGGCUUUCUAUUACCUCCCGGUACCAGAGGCAUCGGAUGAAGAUCUGGACGAGCUGGCGAACCGACGCCGAGAGGACAACAUGACUACAGUCGUCGGAGUUCCCGUGGUCUGGUUGACUCUCGCGCUGGGGGUGUGGUCGCAGUUUUUCUAUGUGGCUGGACAGGAAGCGCUCUCAACCAGUUUCGAGCGCUUCGUCAUCGCCGCCCGUGAUGACUCUUCUCUUGGGCCGUUCGAAUUCUUGACCAUCGGCCAUAGUCUGUUUGCCGUUGGCCGAUUCCUCGCUGCCUUUGCACAGUGGUUCUUGAAACCGCGCUGGAUUCUUCUGGUCUCCUACGUGGGCAUGAUUGUCUUCUCGGUCCUUUGUAUGAAGACCACCGGUCCGGCUGCAAUAGCCAUGGCCCAGAUGGUCUACCUUUUCGAAAGCGGCGCGUUCAGCAUCAUCUUCGCCAUCUCCUUGCGUGGAACUGCCCGCCACACCAAGACCGCAGCCGUUCUCCUGACCACUGCCGUCACAGGCGCCGUCUGGUCUCCCUUCGCCAGCUACGCAGCUUCCCGGAUCCACGGUGAAGCGUAUUCGUACUGCGUUCUUGUGGCAAUGUUCAGUGCCGGUGCCAUUUUCCCGCUAUACCUCAACUUCGUCCCCGCCGUGAAGAGGCAGGUCGACCCUGUACCCAACGAAUACCUCCGCCGUCACCGCCGUCGCUCCCGUGCCCCGGUCGACUCCAUGCCUCGCAAGAAAGAGAACCCGUCCAUCGGAGGGGUGCUAUCGCGGCGCCGCAGCCUCCUCGCAGACCCAGACCCCGUGCCCGAUCUCCAUCUUCCGGAAGAGACCCAUGCCAGCCCGCUGUCUCGCGGUCUUCCGGCGUCCAAGUCUAGCUCGAGUUCGCAGACAGGGUCGAAUUCGUCCCGGGAGGUUGCUUCAAGACAGCGAAAUUUGGAUUGA
This is a messenger RNA of Penicillium alfredii, 2652 nucleotides long. Its product is annotated as putative MFS monosaccharide transporter. Bases 1 to 2652 code for a protein of 883 amino acids. Lineage: Eukaryota; Fungi; Ascomycota; Eurotiomycetes; Eurotiales; Aspergillaceae. The record is from RefSeq and is a predicted model, not a curated record. Gene Ontology annotation, biological process: transmembrane transport. Gene Ontology annotation, molecular function: transmembrane transporter activity. The transcript has 4 exons.